This is a messenger RNA of Tympanuchus pallidicinctus (lesser prairie-chicken), 629 nucleotides long. It is a transcript of the gene TRAPPC2L, whose product is annotated as trafficking protein particle complex subunit 2L. Lineage: Eukaryota; Metazoa; Chordata; Aves; Galliformes; Phasianidae. Gene Ontology annotation, biological process: endoplasmic reticulum to Golgi vesicle-mediated transport. Gene Ontology annotation, cellular component: cytoplasm; TRAPP complex; nucleus. The record is from RefSeq and is a predicted model, not a curated record. The transcript has 5 exons. Bases 76 to 495 code for a protein of 139 amino acids.
CUUCCCUCUCUCUCUCUCUCUCUCCCCCCCCCCUCCCCCGGCACGUGAUACAGGCGGAAAGGAGGCGGGGACAAGAUGGCGGUGUGCAUCGCCGUGAUCGCCAAGGAGAACUACCCCCUCUACAUCCGGAGUGUUCCCACAGAAAAUGAGCUCAAGUUCCACUACACUGUGCACACUUCCCUGGAUGUCGUGGAUGAGAAGAUCUCUGCCAUGGGCAAGGCUAUGGUAGAUCAGAGGGAGCUCUAUUUAGGGCUCCUCUACCCAACUGAAGACUACAAAGUAUAUGGCUACGUGACAAACUCGAAGGUGAAGUUUGUCAUGGUGGUGGAUUCUUCAAACACAGCACUUCGGGACAACGAGAUCCGCAGUAUGUUCCGAAAGCUGCAUAAUUCCUACACAGACAUAAUGUGCAACCCCUUUUAUAACCCAGGAGACCGUAUCCAUUCCAGGGCUUUUGAUAACAUGGUGAACUCCAUGAUGAUGCAGGUGUGCUGAGGCUCUGCCCAGUCUGAUCCAGGCAUUGAGAACAUUCCCUGUGUGCAGGAGUGUGCCUACAGCAUGAUGUAUAUAUUGGUUUCAUUGUGUAAUAUUUUCAGUCUAUGUAAAAUAAACCUGACACCUGCAAGCUC